Acanthocheilonema viteae is the source of this 867-nucleotide messenger RNA. Lineage: Eukaryota; Metazoa; Nematoda; Chromadorea; Rhabditida; Onchocercidae. The record is from the annotation of a GenBank genome assembly.
AUGAAUAGUCUGGAAGGAGCGCGAGUAGCUCUGCUGGCAUGCGGUUGUUACAAUCCGCCAACAAUUAUGCACCUUAGAAUGUUCGAAAGUGCUCGUGAUUUUUUGGAAGUUCGCUACGGGUGCGAAGUGGUUGAAGGAAUUCUGAGUCCUGUUGCUGAUUAUUUUGGCAAACCUGACCUGUUACCUGCAAUACAUAGGCAAGUAAUAUCUUCUCAGUAUAAAAUGUCAGAAUUAGCAGUAAAAAGUUCAACUUGGAUUCGAGCUGACCAGUGGGAGUGCACUCAACAACAGUGGACUAAAACACUUUUGGUUUUGUUACACUUCAAACAGGUGUUAGCCCGGAAAUAUAAUAAUGACACACGGUUGCGUUUGAUGUUGUUAUGCGGUGGUGAUGUUGUGGAUUCAUUCAAACGAUUGACAGCUGAGGGAGGUUAUCUGUGGGAUCCCCAAGAUGUUGGUGCAAUUAUACGAGAUUUCGGUUUGGUAGUAAUGGCGAGGCAAAAUUCAGAACCAAUGAAAACUUUAAGUCAACUUGGCUAUAACGGUCAAUCACUAGCAAACGUAUUUGUGUUCGAAGAUACUGUUUUACCUAAUGAUAUAAGUUCUACGCGUUUACGAGCUGCGAUUCGACGUGGGGAAUCGAUCAAGUAUUGCACGAUGGAUUCAGUUGUAGAUUACAUUAGAAAACAUCAGCUUUAUCGUGUUAAGAAUAAUCAAGCCGGAAACUCCUUACCUUUUCGCGUUAAGCGAGCAGAUGUUGACUGUUUGAAAAAUAAUUGGGGUUUUUCAGAUUUGCAAACUUGGUUGAUACGAAAACAAGGCGUUCCUAUAGCUGAAGUGAUGGUUAGUUAUCAGAUUGCGGAGUAA